AUGGCCCAGUCCACGCCGUCGGAAUAUGUGACUCUGGUAUCAUGUGAUGGGUUUGAGUUCAUCUUACCCCGCAGUGCUGCCUGCAUUUCUGGCACCAUCCGCCGCAUGCUGGACCCGUCAAGUAAAUUUUCCGAGGCAAUCACAGGUCGAUGUGUUUUGGAAAACUUAACAGGCGUCGUCCUUGAGAAAGUCUGCGAAUAUUUCCUGUACAACGAGAAGCACAAAGAGCAAACUAAUGUGGCUGAUAUGGAUAUCCCACCGGAGUUAUGUUUGGAGCUCUUGAUGGCAGCCGAUUAUCUUGACACUUGA
This is a messenger RNA of Penicillium macrosclerotiorum, 309 nucleotides long. RefSeq names its product elongin C. The transcript has 3 exons. The record is from RefSeq and is a predicted model, not a curated record. Lineage: Eukaryota; Fungi; Ascomycota; Eurotiomycetes; Eurotiales; Aspergillaceae. Bases 1 to 309 code for a protein of 102 amino acids. Gene Ontology annotation, biological process: ubiquitin-dependent protein catabolic process. Gene Ontology annotation, molecular function: protein-macromolecule adaptor activity. Gene Ontology annotation, cellular component: elongin complex.